CUUAAAAAGUCUCAAAAAACUAACAGGUCAAAAUCCUCACUCAAUCAAACAAACAUACAUAACCAUUGUCCAAGUCCAUGGCCGCCAAACAACAAUGUCAACAAAAACAACAUCCUUAAAAACAAUUACUAACAUUAACAUCGCUUCUUCCUCUACUAAUCCUCUCUUCUCUUCUUUUCUCAACAACCAUUUUCAUAACAAGUUGAAAAAUCUUUCUACCUCGGUUUUCGUGCUCUCCGUUGUUGUUUCUUGUUACUACUUUUCAUAAAACCCCAUUUCUUCUCUCUCUUUCUAUUUCUCUCUAUCUUAUUUCAAGCUUCGAGCUUUUUCUCAUUUGAGAUCUGGGUUUUCUUUCUUAGAGGCUUUUGCUUUCUGGGUUUUGAGAUCUUACUCUAGAAUGGGAAGUAAAUGGAAGAAAGCAAAGGUGGCUCUUGGUCUUAAUCUCUGCAUGUUUGUUCCAAGAACAUUAGACGAUGAUUUUCCUCCUUCCACGGUGGUUUCUGAGAGGCUGUCGGAUGCUGCUCUUCUCUCUCCGGCCAACUGGGAGAAGGGCUCUUCCCGGCCAACUACUCCGGUGCCGUCUUUUCAUGGUUUGAGACUUUCCAAAAGUAGCAGCAAAUCGUCCAAGCAAACUUGUGCAAUAUGCUUAACCAAAAUGAAGCAGGGAUCUGGUCAAGCUAUAUUCACAGCAGAAUGUUCACAUUCUUUCCAUUUCCAUUGCAUUGCUUCAAAUGUGAAACAUGGGAACCAAAUAUGUCCGGUGUGUCGAGCAAAGUGGAAGGAAAUACCCUUGUCGGGUUCUAGUUUGGAACCUAUCCAAGGUAGAGUAACACCAAGUCCAAUAAAUUGGCCUCAAAAUGAUGCUUUGAUGGCUGUGGUCCAUCGUCUACCGCUUCCUCUACCUCAUCCUCGUCGCGAUUUGAAUAGGCGGCAUAUUGUACCAGUUUAUCAGGCUUCUGAGCCAGGUGUAUUUGAUGACGAUGAAUCUUUGAAUCAUCAUCAUGCAAUCUCUGGGAGAAGUGUUUGCAGUAAUAGUACUGAAGAUGCUGAUGCUGUUCGAGCAAUGGAGAUUAGAACAUACCCUGAAGUGUCUUCCACUCCAAGGUCCAACACUUGUGCUAACUUCACAGUUUUGGUUCAUCUCAAAGCUACUGCUGCAGCCGCCGCUUCUACUAAAAGACAAAACCUUAGCAGAAAUCAGACUAGCUUGACGCAGAUUUCACAGACGCCACGUACUCCAGUUGACCUGGUCACCGUGCUUGACGUCAGUGGUAGCAUGGCCGGAACUAAGCUCGCACUACUAAAAAGGGCUAUGGGAUUUGUGAUACAGAACCUAGGCGCUAAUGACCGGCUUUCUGUUAUUGCUUUCUCUUCCACAGCUCGCCGUCUCUUUCCAUUAUGUAAGAUGACUGAUUCUGGGCGGCAACAGGCAUUACAAGCUGUUAAUUCUUUGGUUGCAAAUGGUGGUACCAAUAUUGCGGAAGGGCUGAGAAAAGGUGCCAAGAUAAUGGAAGACCGAAAAGAAAAGAAUCCAGUUGCGAAUAUUAUUCUGUUGUCGGAUGGACAAGAUAAUUACACUGUCGGUGGCUCUGGAAAUAGCCAACCUCAACCAAACUAUCAUUUGCUUCUGCCGGCUUCCAUCAGUGGUCGAGACAAUUCAGGAUUUCAAAUUCCCGUGCAUGCUUUUGGAUUUGGUGCAGACCAUGAUGCCUCAUCAAUGCAUUCAAUUUCUGAGAUCUCUGGCGGAACAUUUUCAUUUAUUGAAACUGAAGCUGUGUUGCAGGAUGCAUUUGCACAAUGCAUUGGAGGACUUCUUAGUGUCGUUAUUCAAGAGUUGCAAGUGGCGAUUGAGUGUGUACACCCUGAUCUCGGUCUUGUUUCGCUUAAAGCAGGAAGUUAUCCUAGUCGUUUGAUGGCGGAUGGUCGCAAAGGAUUUAUCGACGUUGGUGACUUGUAUGCUGAUGAAGAGAGGGAUUUUUUAGUCUCGGUUAACAUUCCAGCUACGUCGAGCAGCGAAACAUCGUUGAUAAAGGUCAAAUGUUUUUACAAGGAUCCCUUGACUCAGGAGACAGCAACAUUGGAAAGUGAUGAAGUAAAGAUUGAGAGGCCUGAAGUAGCCGCCGGGCAGGUUGUAAUAUCUCUUGAAGUGGACAGACAACGCAACAGGCUCCAAGCAGCCGAUGCGAUGGCACAGGCACGGACCGCAGCUGAACGUGGAGACCUCACUGAAGCAGUAUCAAUCCUUGAAAACUGUCGGAAGAUUCUUUCAGAGACUGUAUCAGCUAAAUCUCACGACCGCCUUUGUGUUGCAUUAGAUGCUGAACUCAAAGAAAUGCAAGAGCGGAUGGCGAGUAGGCAUGUGUACGAAGCAUCUGGGAGAGCAUAUAUACUCUCCGGUUUAAGUUCACACUCGUGGCAAAGAGCAACUGCAAGAGGCGAUUCUACUGACAGUUCAAGUCUCGUUCAAGCUUAUCAGACACCAUCAAUGGUUGAGAUGCUUACUCGAUCUCAGGCCAUGUUACUAGGUAGUCCAUCGGGUCAGAGGCUUCUCCAGCCACUGUUGUCAUACAGAUCACAACCAAGCCCAAGGUAAAUCCAACAGAGAUUUUGCGGAAAUCAUCUUCAAAUGAACCUUUGCAGUGAUUUUCUCUUUUUUGCGUAUAAAAUACUCGGAAGGACGGUAUCGGUAAACGGAGGGGAUAAAUACUUUGAGCUGUGAUUUUGCUGUUUAAUAUAUGUAUAAAUGAAUAAAAGGUGGGAAAGGGUGGAGGGGGUUACAAUCAAUGGAGAAAAGGGGGGAGUAGAUAGGAAUUUACUACAUUAUGUUUCUUCUAUUUUGGAGGGUUUAAGGUUUUUCUUUUGUCUUCACUUCUCUUUCUUUUCUCAGAUUAUGUUGUUUUUUGGGGGAGGUGGUGUACAUAAAGAAGAAUGCUUCUUUUUUUGUUAUUAAUUCUGGGACACCUGGGGUAUAAAGUUUGUAAUUGUGCAAAUGGUUGGGAUGAUCUCUUCAGUAUAAUAUAUGUUUUCAAUUCUUUAACAA
Molecule: messenger RNA, 3040 nt
Organism: Vicia villosa (hairy vetch)
Lineage: Eukaryota; Viridiplantae; Streptophyta; Magnoliopsida; Fabales; Fabaceae
Product: E3 ubiquitin-protein ligase WAV3-like
Exons: 2
Coding region: 398-2593 (731 amino acids)
Source: RefSeq, a predicted model, not a curated record